AUGGAGAGCAGAAUAUUUGAUAUGAAGAAACUUUUGAAGACCGAAGCAGAAAAAGUUAUUGAGAGGGUCUUGAUCUCCUUCAUCGAUGAAGACGGUCGACUUAGCGAUGUGACUCGCAUUAUCGGCAAGAAGAACGCUGGAGAUGAAGAAAGAAAGACUCAUCCAAUGUCUGGCACAGCGAGCUUUGGCGCUUGA
Monascus purpureus is the source of this 195-nucleotide messenger RNA. Lineage: Eukaryota; Fungi; Ascomycota; Eurotiomycetes; Eurotiales; Aspergillaceae. The record is from the annotation of a GenBank genome assembly.